AUGGCGCUGCACACUCUACUCAAGCGUCUCGAGAUUCCUCGAGAGACAGAUGUACAGACCAAAGCGUACAUGAACCGUGACACACGGCCUCUACCCCUGGAGAGACGUACCUAUGGUCCCUGGGAGUUCGUGGGCCUCUGGGUCGUCACCGGCGCCUUCAACGUCGGCGGGUGGAUGACCGGCUCCUCUGUCAUCGCUCUCGGGCUCAACGUCUGGCAGGCCAUGCUCACCGUUAUCAUCGGCAACAUCCUCGUCGGCAUCAUAUGCGUGCUCACGGGGGCGCCAGGGUCCAAGUGGCACAUCGGCUUCUCCAUCCUGCAGAAGGCGUCGUGGGGCAUGUACGGCGCGCUGUUCCCGCUCGUGCAGCGCAUCAUGCUCUCGUUCAUCUGGUACUCGACGCAGAUCUGGUGGGGGGGCCAGUGCACCAAGACGUUCCUCACUGCGCUGUGGCCUUCGUUCCGGAACCUUAACACGCCUCUGGCCCACGGGACGAUGGAUACGGGGGAUUUCACCGCCUUCAUCGUCUUCUGGUCUCUGUGCCUGCCGCUCAUCUGGGUCCCGCCGGAGAAGUACAAGAUUCCCUUCGCCAUCGCCGCCUGCAGCGUCGCUCCCACCGUCCUCGCUCUCAUGAUAUGGUGCACCGCGCAAGCUCGCGGAGCCGGGCCCCUGGUCUCCGACAUCUCGGUCGCCGGCGUUGAGCAGGCCAGGGGGAGCCACCUCGGGUGGAUGCUGGUCCUCGGCAUCUGCACCAACAUCGGUGGCAUCAGCACCCACAUCUUCAGCCAGUCUGACUUCACCCGCUUCGCGCGCCGCCCCGGGGACCAGUUCCUCUCGCAGCUGCUAUUUGUGCCCCUGAGCACCGUCUCAGUCGCUCUGAUCGGCAUCCUGUGCACCUCCUGCGCCUCCCAACUCUUCCCCGAGACCAACGGCACGUUGCUGUGGGAGCCGUACCGCUUGUUGGCCACCGUGCAGACCCAUUUCGACGAUUCCCCCCGCGCGCGAGUUGCCGUGGCCUUUGCUAGCUUGGCUUUUGUCGUGGCGCAGUUUGGCAUCUCUGUUGCCGAGAACGCGCUGUCCAACGGCAUCGACCUCUCGGCUCUGCUGCCGCGUUACUUCAACCUUCGCCGCGGGGGCUACCUCACUGCGGUCUUUGCUUUCGUCAUGCAACCUUGGGAGCUCAUGAAUGGAGCAAGCAACUUCCUUACCGUCAUGGGCGGGUACGGCGUCUUUCUCGGGUCCAUGACGGGAGUCAUGUUCUCGGACUACUAUAUGGUGCGGCAACGUCGGCUUAUGCUGACCGGUCUGUACGAUGCGUCCAGCACCAGCAUCUAUUGGUACUGGUCCGGGGUCAACUGGCGAGCCCCUGUGGCCUGGGUCGCCGCGACCUGGCUACUUCUCCCCGGCUUUGUUCGCCGCGUGCAGGAUCCUACGGCAGAAUGGAGCGGGUGGUCGCACCUGUACUACAUGUCCUGGCCCCUCGGCUGCUUUCUCGCCAUGCUGUUUUACUAUCUGCUCGCUCGUGCGUUCCCUGUGCCGCAGCCCCAGGCUGUUGACGAUGCAGAUUACUUCGAUACCUUUGGAUUGGCCAAUGACUCUGUUUCCGUGCUGGAAGGCGAGGUUGUUUCGGGCAAUGGUAGUCUAGCUAAGAAGGACCAGGCUGUACUUUCUUCGGAGGAGAUGAACCGGGCAGUCUAG
This is a messenger RNA of Fusarium fujikuroi IMI 58289, 1695 nucleotides long. RefSeq names its product probable uracil permease. Gene Ontology annotation, molecular function: nucleobase transmembrane transporter activity. Gene Ontology annotation, cellular component: plasma membrane. Gene Ontology annotation, biological process: transmembrane transport; nucleobase transport. Bases 1 to 1695 code for a protein of 564 amino acids. The transcript has a single exon. The record is from RefSeq and is a predicted model, not a curated record. Lineage: Eukaryota; Fungi; Ascomycota; Sordariomycetes; Hypocreales; Nectriaceae.